AUGUGUCAUUUGAAACUUGCCUUCAUGACAGUGACACUGACACAUAUUUAAAAAUAAACAUUAAAGUUAAGUUCCCAUUAAAUUUAAACUUAAAUAGUAAAAGAUAUGUAGGUGUUUUAAACACUGCUGUGCUUGAUAAACUAAAAAUAAAGUAUUGUGAUAAUUUCAAUAAGAAUUAAAACAUUGAACUAUUUCCAUAAAUAAAUAUAACACCAGUUACAAGUUGAUGUUAUUAAAAAGAAUGGUUCACACAAAAUGCAGAGACAUAUUCUAUCCAUUUAGUGAGGUUAAGCGAUUCCAAAUAAAAGAUGAAGAAGUGCCUUGGUCAGUCAGUCUCAAUAAAUAUGAUCCACCUGAAUACAAUUCAAAAGUUCUAAUUAAUAAACCUUGGGCGGAUCCCCCUCUUAACGAUGGCGUUUUCAAUCCAAAGUGGAAUCAAUUAGAUGGAAAAAUUAACAGGCAAAGCCAUACAGGUACUUACAACAUUGUUGAUGGCAGACCACUGAAUCCAGAAGGAAGAACAGGAAUUAAAGGAAGAGGAGUUCUAGGUAAAUGGGGACCAAACCAUGCAGCAGAUCCUAUUGUUACAAGGUGGAAAAUGGAUAACAACUUAAAAGUUAUAAAUAAGAGUACAAAUUUGCCCAUUCUUCAGUUCUGUGCUAUUCAAAGAAAAGAUAGUAAACAUUGGGCUAUACCAGGAGGUAUGGUGGAUCCAGGAGAAAAAGUGAGCGAGACACUCCAUAGAGAAUUUCAAGAAGAAGCCCUAAAUAGCCUACAAACAUCUAAAGAACAGGCAGAAAGAGAUGCUCAAAUAAUAAAAGAUUUUUUCAAAACUGGUGUAGAAAUAUAUAAAGGGUAUGUGGAUGACCCUAGAAAUACUGAUAAUGCAUGGAUGGAAACAGUGGCGUACAAUUUCCAUGACGAUGACGGUCGCCACGUUGGAAAGUUUAAUUUGACAGCGGGUGAUGAUGCGCAAAAUGUUACGUGGAUGGAUAUCGAUAGAAAUUUGGAUUUGUACGCAAGUCAUUCCAGUUUUAUUAAAGCUGUUGUGGAUAAACUAGGGAGCCACUGGUGAGAUAUCUAUGCGAAUAAAAUAAGAAUAAAUCUGUACUAAGUAAAAAGAUCUUAUCAAAAAUAUCGAUUUUGACUAAGUUUUUCAGUACGUUAAAAAAUCGAUAAAAAGUAAUAGAAAUGGACUGAUUUUCAUCUCUAUUUUAAUACUUCAAAAAAUGCGUUAAAAGUGUUAAUCACUUUUUGCCGAUUUUUUCAACGAACUAAAUAACAGUAAGAAUAUAUAUUUUUGGACUUAAGACCUUUUUACUUAUGAGUACAGAAUUUACACCUAUGUAUUUUCUAAACAAUAAAGAUAUUUUCGUUAAA
Diabrotica virgifera virgifera (western corn rootworm) is the source of this 1380-nucleotide messenger RNA. RefSeq names its product ADP-ribose pyrophosphatase, mitochondrial. Gene Ontology annotation, molecular function: ADP-ribose diphosphatase activity. The transcript has 4 exons. NCBI's taxonomy places the organism in Eukaryota, Metazoa, Arthropoda, Insecta, Coleoptera, Chrysomelidae. Bases 227 to 1075 code for a protein of 282 amino acids. The record is from RefSeq and is a predicted model, not a curated record.